Messenger RNA from Carassius gibelio (silver crucian carp), 5569 nucleotides. RefSeq lists its product as uncharacterized. Gene Ontology annotation, cellular component: extracellular region. Gene Ontology annotation, molecular function: lipid binding; ATP binding; protein tyrosine kinase activity. NCBI's taxonomy places the organism in Eukaryota, Metazoa, Chordata, Actinopteri, Cypriniformes, Cyprinidae. The record is from RefSeq and is a predicted model, not a curated record. Bases 2692 to 4707 code for a protein of 671 amino acids. The transcript is spliced from 11 exons. Gene Ontology annotation, biological process: protein phosphorylation; lipoprotein metabolic process; lipid transport.
GACAUGGGUGACUUAACGCUAUCUGGUCCCUGUUGUCGGUAAACUGGAUGAGUGUUUUGCUGUGCGCCAUUGCCAAUCUCGGCUACGUGGAGUGAACCAAGGCCAUCUCCAGCCACUGAGAUCAGUAAUUAAGAUCAGUAAUGAAUAAGUCGUUUAUUCUGAAGGAUUUCUUCAUUAUGCAUUCAUUGGAUUUAUUUUUUAUUACGGAAACAUGGAUUAAUCUGGGUGAGUCCAUUGCCUUUUCGGAACUGUUACCUCCCGAGUGUACUUUUAUAAACACACCGCGUACGACUGGACGUGGAGGAGGAAUUGCCACAAUAUUAAAGAGUUAGUGUCUGAUGCUAUUUUCGGAUCAUUGUCCUUUCAUGUUUGAUUUUGUUUUUAACGAUUUAGCAAAACCACCUGCUCCUGUGCUUCAUGGCCGCACUUUUAAGCCUGACACCUCCUCAUGUUUUUCUUCCUUUUUUGCUGCUCAUGUGCAAGCAAAUUGUAGUUCCGCUGCCUAUGAUACAGAGCAAUUAACAAAUGUUUUCUGUCAACUUGUUCUGAGUUCCUGGACACUGUAGCUCCAAUAAGAGCAAUUAGCCCUAGACCAAAGCCUGAGCCAUGGCACUGUGGAGCCAAGCAUGCAGCCAGGCGAGAGUGUAGAAGGGCAGAGCGUCGGUGGAAAAAGGAUGGGCUGCAGGUGUUCUUUCAGAUUUUACAGGACAGCUGGAGAAACUAUCAAAAAAUUGUUAAAGUUAAACAAACACAUUAUUUUACAGAAAUAGUUUCUCAAAGUGUCAAAAAUUCACGUGUUCUUUUUAAAACUAUUGGUUCUGUGUUGAACCUUCCACAAUCCACUUCUAUUGAAUUUUCACCUGGUAUUUGUGAAAUAUUUUUGGCCAUUUUUAACAGUAAAGUUUAGAAUAUCAGAGACAAUAUAUUGCCCCUUUCUUUAAACUUUUCCUUAAACAUGCAAUGUUCAGCUAUUUUUUGUCAGUUUCAGCCCCUUUUUUAUUGCUAUCUCUUACAAAUAUUAUCAAUCAGAUUAAACCCUCCACAUCCUCUAUGGACCCUGUCCCUCCACACUUUUUUUAAGGAUGUGUGGGAAACGAUUGGCUCUCAUGUUGAGAAAAUUAUAAAUAGUAGCCUGUCUUCUGGAGUUGUGCCUGCAUUUUGUUAAAAAGCAGUGAUUCAGCCACUGAUUAAGAAAGCUGGACUUGGGUCCACAAAUGUUGCAAAUUAUCGUCUUAUUUCAAAGCUUACUUUUUUAUCGAAAUUUUGGAAAAAAAAAAUAUUUUUGCAGCUACAGCCUUUUCUGGAGGUACAUGGCAUCCUAGAUACUUUUCAGUCAGGUUUUAAAGUAUAUCAUAGCAGUGAGUAUAUCAUAGCACUUUUUUAGUGUUCCUGUCGCUCAAUUGGUAGAGCACUGGGUUUUGGGGGUUUGAUUACCCCGGGAACACAUGAUAUGUAAAAAUUGAUAGCCUGAAUGAACUGUAAGUUGCUUUGGAUAAAAUUUAAUUUUAUUUAAUUUAAUUUAAUUUAAUUUAAUUUAAUUUAAUUUAAUUUAAUUUAAUUUAAUUUAAUUUAAUUUUAUUUUAUUUUAUUUUAUUUUAUUUAAUUAACUGUGCCUUUAAAUUAUGGGUCCCCCCAGGGAUCAAUUAUUGGUUCUAUUCUUUUUGCAUUGUACCUCCUUCCACUCGGGAUAAUAUUUUAAAUGCAUGGCAUCUCCUAUCAUUUGUAUGCUGAUGAUUGUCAAAUUUAUAUGCCAAUCAGAAAUCAUGAAGGCAGCCCCGACACCCCUUCUUGAUUGUUUAAAUGACGUCAAAGCGUAGUUGGCCCAAAUUUUUUUUACAACUAAAUGUGAGUAAAACAGAGAUUAUACAGUUUGGCCCCACUAACCCCAUGAUAGAUUUGGGCUCCCUCAAUGAUUUUGUGCUUCCUGUUGUAACUAACCUUGGGGUAAAAAUAGACCGUGAUUUUAAACUAAACAAACAAAUAAAUGCAGUAGUGAAAUCUAGUUUUUAUCAUCUUUGCCUUUUAGACAAAGUUAAACCGUUUUUGUCUUUUAACCGUUUUGAACAAGUUACACAUGCCUUUAUUUCUUCUCGUUUAGAUAACUGUAAUGCAAUUUAUAUUGGUAUAAAUCAAAACACACUUUUACGCUUACAGUUAGUCCAAAAUUCUGCAGCACGUGUUUUAACAGGAACCAAAAAGCACGCUCAUAUAACUCCAAAUCUUUCCUCAUUGCACUGGCUUCCUGUUCGUUUUAGAAUUGAUUUUAAGAUUUUAUUGUUUGUUUUUGAAGCUGUGAAUGGACUUGCCCCAACAUAUAUAUCGGACCUCAUCCAAAUUUAUACGCGAGCGCGGACACUGAGGUCAGAGGGCCAGCUACAGCUUGCAGUCCCUAAGUCAAGACUUAAAACUCAGGGUGACAGGGCAUUUUCUGUGUUUGGAACUAAACUAUGGAACGCUCUGCCCCUCCAUGUCCGAACUGCCCCUACAGUUGAGUGUUUUAAGGCUCGUCUAAAGACUCAUUUUUAUUCUUAGGCUUUUAACUGCGCAUGAGUUGUGUGGUCCUUUGGAGUUUUUUUUAUAUUUUGUAUUCUACAUAUUUUUAUUGCUUUGUAUGUUCUGAGUCUUUUGUGCAGCACUUUGGAAACUUCGUGUUUGUAAAAUGUGCUAUAGAAAUAAAGUGGAUUGGAUUGAAUGCAGAUAACAAAUUCUGAGUCUGGGUCACCAUACUUGGCUGUAUGUCAAGUCAUUUUCACUUUCACUAUUAAAAAGCUGCAAAACUUUCUCCUAAAGAUGCAUGACUACCACAAACUUUCUGGAGAAAGUGAUGACAGUGGUUACUCAAAUAGGAGCAUUGAAAAGCCUCCUUCAUUCAAUGCACAGUUUUUGUAUCCAAUCACAUUUUAUUCUGAUUGUAAACAUAUCAUGAAUUAUUUUGUCACAGAAGCAAAGAAACUUUCUGGAGAAAGUGAUGACAGCGGUUACUCAAAUAGGAGCAUUGAACAGCCUCCUUCAUUCAGUGAAGUGUUACAAAAACAUGGAUACACCUUUAAAGAAGAACUUGGACGAGGGGCAACAGGAAUUGUGUUUCUGGUGGAUGAGGGAGAGGGAAAUCAUGUUGUGGUCAAACAGAUGAAUUCAAGAGAUAGGAAUGAGCUGGAUACAGUUACAAAAGAAAUGAAGAUCUUGAAAGAAAUGAUUCAUGGAUAUAUCGUUUCUUAUGUGGAUUCAUUUGAAGAUGAACAAUCUGGACUCUAUUGUAUUGUGAUGGAGUAUUGUGCAGGAGGAGAUCUUAAAAAGAAAAUGGAAACACAGAAAGAGAAAGGGUUUUUUGAAGAACAACAGAUUCUAGACUGGUUUGUUCAGAUUUGUCUUGCCCUGCAGUAUAUUCAUAAAAACAAUGUGCUUCACAGAGACAUAAGACCAGAGAAUGUUUUUCUGACUGAAGAUGGCUUCAUCAAUCUAGGAGAUUUUGGAUGCUCAAAAAUGCUGGAAAGGGAUGAAGUAUAUGCAGAAUCAGCUGUGGUUUUACGGAACUAUUCUAGUCCAGAAGUUUAUCAGAAGAAACAAUAUAAUUCCAAAAGUGACAUUUGGUCAUUGGGAUGGUUACUCCAUGAUCUCUGCAUGCUGGAUGUGUGGUCAAACAACAUAAAACGUUUGUGUGCAUUUACUAACAGCAUGGAAGGAACCCUGCCUCACAUCUCAGAGAGAUACUCAUGGGAACUUCAGGAAUUAAUCAGACAAAUGCUCAGUUGUGACCCUAAAGACAGACCAUCAGCUGAGGAGAUUCUAGAAAAACCAUUCCUGGAAGAUGCAGUAAAGAGAAACAAGAGAAUUCCAGAAGCACUAGAACAAAGAUUUACUGAGUCCACCAGUGCCUUUGAUGAGGCCUACAACAAGCAUUAUAAAGAAUUUGAGAUCUUAGUUAGUAAGUGGGGAAAAACCGCAGAUGUACUAGAGGAAGCACAUUAUAAUGCCACAGCAGCAAGUCUGUCAGGGGCUGUGAUUGGAGCAGCUGGAGGGAUAGCUGUAUUAGCUGGUGCAAUAUUAGCACCUUUCACUCUCGGAGCAUCUCUGAUUGUUUCAGCUGUAGGUGCUGGAGUCGGUGCUGCAGGUGGUGUAAUCGGUGCUGGCGCCAAUAUUGCAGAUGCAGUAGAACAAAAAAAAUACCAUGAGAAACUUAAACAAUUGAAACCUUCCAUUGAAAAAGGAAGAGAACUGAUUCGCUGUUCACUUGAAUUGAGAAGGUUAAUAGAAACAAAUUUUAAGUUCCGUGAUUUUGCCAGUACCUCAACUUCUGAUAAUGUGAGAUUGUCAUGGGAGAUAGGAAAAGGUACAAUAGUUUUUGUCACAGGACUAUCGAGUCUUGGUGUGUUGGGAAAUUUUAUCAGAAUUGCUCUUCAGUCUGCCAAAAUGGGGCGAGCAGCAGCAGCAGCAGCAGCAGCAGGUGUGUUCGGUGGACUCUUAGUUAUUGCUGAUGCUGUCUUCAUAGCAAAAGAUUCCCAAGAGAUUCACCAGAUGAGAAAUCAGUGGAAAACAGAUGAUCCAGAAAAGGUCUCAUCCAGUGUACUCAAGGCUACUGCAGAGAUAAGGAAAACACACAAAGAUCUCUUCAAUGUUUUAGAGGAAAUAAAAAAAACACGUGCAACUUCGGAAGAAAUGAGAAAGAGGGAGAGAAAAGUGUUCAGGGGUGACCGAGACCAGAUAUAAAUAUACCAUCAGUCAGACUUGCAAAAUACCCUGCAGAUUUGUCUUUGAGUUUAGUUGACAGGUGAUAAAGAAUAAGGUUUUUUCAGAAAACUAUUUCAAUGUGUAAAACGUACUGAGACAAACAAUUGGUGUGUAUGAGGCCUGUAUAUUAUGUAUGUGUGUAUGAUCUCUUCUGUAUUAUAUACUGCUAUUUUUUUUUAUUUUUUUUUACUAAUAACAUAGUGCUGUUGAUAAUAGCUUCAGGGUUUUGUUCUCGAUUAAUUACUAUUAUAAGAUUAAUUUCUUUGAAUUUUUUUUUUUUGUGUGUGUAUGUUUUUUGGGGUGAAUAUUUGAUCUGACUUAAACCAGAAUCUGAAAAAUUCCAAAGAAUAUUUUCUCAUAAAAAUAUUUUUUGAAGAAUCUAAGGAUUAUUCGUAACCAACUGUGUGUUUCUCCAAGACAGCAACCAUACAUUUGUGUUGUGUUUUACUUUUUUAUUUUCAUUUAUACUUCAUGUAUUAUCAUUUAAACAUGUUAUUAUUCCAUUUACUUAUGACCUAUAAUAAUCUUUGGAAACCUUUUAUGUAUAUAAUAAUUUAAUUCCUUAUAUAAUUUACAAACUUAUAUGAUGCUAUUAUUUUUCUAUUUUUUUUCCCUUGUUGUUUAGUCUUAUGAUUGUGUGGUUUUUAAGGGAUAUUUACCUUCGUAAGAGAUCAGACAAUGUCUCCAUUUCAAGGUUUUUAAUGUCACAGGAUAAUGUUGUGAAGCAGUCAUUUUCCAUUGCUAUGGCUUGUGGUAUAAUAAUUUGGUGAUUUUGUGUUCAUCAGAUGAAGUCUAAGCAUUGAAAUGUUUGAAAUUAUUCAAUAAACUCUUCUCCUUUUUU